CCUGGUCUACCCGGCAAAACCAAUUCCUACUGAAAGUCUGCCCUAAAUUGGCCUUGGGCCUGCUAAUUCUGGUUCCUCAAACGUAAAAAAAAAAAAGGUCAACAUCACGGUGUAAAUCUUCAACGAAUACUUGGUCGUUGCAAUCACAAGGACAGCAAGUCGAGCAUCUUCCCAACAAUUGUCACGUUGUGGAGCAUGGAAAACUGAGGUUACUAGCGGCGGAUUUUACCAUCGGUUCUUUCAGAAAAGGUGAACUACGCCGUCCGAAGAACAAAAAAAUAAAAAAAUAAAGGGAGAAGCGCAGACAUCUACUGUGACCUGUGGGACAUAGCUCUGACCUGAGUACCAGUACUCCUAUAUAUAUCUCUGGCUCCGCGCCCUCGCUACCACUGGGCACCCUUGACCCUUCGACCUCUCCAACUAGACAGCAACAACUCUUCGGCAUCGCCGUCGUUCGUCCAUGGAGAACCACAGCCCCAAACCCAUCCGAUGCAAAGCGGCCGUGUGCAGGGCCGCCGGCGAGCCGCUCGUCAUCGAGGAGGUCGUCGUGGAGCCGCCGAAGGCGCACGAGGUCCGGAUCAAGAUCAUCUGCACGUCGAUCUGCCACAGCGACGUCACCUUCUGGCGCAUGAAGGAUUUCCCCGGCGUUUUCCCGAGAAUAUUUGGCCAUGAGGCUUUCGGGGUGGUGGAGAGCGUCGGCGAGCACGUGGAGGAGUUCGCCGCGGGCGACGCGGUGGUGCCGACGUUCCUGGGGCAGUGCAGCGAGUGCGUGGACUGCAGGUCGGAGCGGAGCAACAUGUGCUCCAAGUACCGGUUCGCGGUGCGCCCGGGGAUGCCGCGCGACGACACCACCCGGUUCAGCGACGCCCAGGGGAACCCGCUCCACCACUUCCUGGGCGUGUCCAGCUUCAGCGAGUACACGGUGGUGGACGUGACCCAGGUCGUCAAGGUCGACCCCGCCAUGCCGCCGCCCCUGGCCUGCCUCCUUAGCUGCGGCGCCUCCACUGGGGUCGGAGCCGCAUGGAAGCUGGCGAAAGUCGAGCCUGGAUCUUCGGUCGCUAUCUUUGGCCUCGGCGCUGUAGGAUUGGCGGUGGCCGAAGGAGCCAGGAUUUGUGGGGCGUCAAAGAUCAUUGGCGUGGAUUUAAACCCCGAGAAACAUGAGCUAGGAAAGAAGUUCGGCGUGACUCAUUUCAUAAAUCCAAAAGAACUUGGUGAGAAACCUAUCAGCCAGGAGAUUAUCGAGAUGACUGACGGUGGUGCGGACUACUGCUUCGAGUGCAUUGGGCUGGCGGCGCUGAUGAGCGACGCAUUCAAGAGCUCCCGAGAAGGGUGGGGCAAGACGAUCAUUCUUGGAGUGGAAAUGCACGGUGCCCCUCUCUCCAUACCUUCACUGGAGAUCCUCCACGGGAAAUGUGUCAUGGGGUCGCUCUUCGGAGGGGUAAAACCUAAGCGGGACAUUCCGAUUCUCGCCGACAAGUACCUGAACAAGGAGCUGGAGCUGGACAAGUUCAUAACUCACGAAAUUGACCUGAAGGACAUCAACGAAGCUUUUGACCUGCUGCUGCAAGGGAAGAGUCUCAGAUGCACCGUAUGGAUGGACAAGUGAUGUAACAACUGGAGUUAGCAACCAAGCUUACCAUCUGCAUUGUGACGUUUACUGCUCAUUUCAGUGAUAAAUAAUUCUUUUGGAAGCUACCAAAAGAAAUCAUUUGUGCAAAGUAUAAGUUGAAUUCUAUUUGUCUCAUUGAUCUUCAGAAGUUUAAAUUCUUCAAGAAUAUAAGUUGAAACUCUGUAUGCAUUCUUCUGUACAACUUUCUACGGCAACAAAGAACUCUGGCAUCUUCUCGUGCCACAAUGCUGGCAGA
Molecule: messenger RNA, 1865 nt
Organism: Phragmites australis (common reed)
Lineage: Eukaryota; Viridiplantae; Streptophyta; Magnoliopsida; Poales; Poaceae
Product: alcohol dehydrogenase-like 7
Exons: 10
Coding region: 461-1606 (381 amino acids)
Biological process (GO): formaldehyde catabolic process
Cellular component (GO): cytosol
Molecular function (GO): S-(hydroxymethyl)glutathione dehydrogenase [NAD(P)+] activity; zinc ion binding
Source: RefSeq, a predicted model, not a curated record